ACGACGGCCGGAGCCAUGAAAUGCCAGCUGAGCCUGCUGCUACUGCCCGUCCUGGUGUCGCUGGCGCUGCUGGGGCUGCGGGUGCAGCGCUUCGCCGAGGAGCCCAUCACCACCACCACCACUGACCUCCGGCACCCGCUGCAGCCCCCCUACCCCCACCCCUACCGCUUCAUCCUCAACCAGCCCCACAAGUGCCGGGACCGGACGCCCUUCCUGGUGCUGCUGGUGGUGACGGAGCCGGGGGACACGGCUGGCAGGAAUGCCAUCCGGCAAACCUGGGGCAACGAGAGCUCAGUGCCGGGGGUCUCCAUGCUCCGUCUCUUCCUCAUCGGCGUCCACCCGGUGUUCAGGAAGGAGCUGCAGCCGGUGCUGGAGGAGGAGAGCCUUCUCCACCGCGACAUCCUCCAGCAAGAUUUCUUGGACACCUACAACAACCUGACGUUGAAGACGCUGAUGGGCAUGGAGUGGGUGAGCAAGCACUGCCCCAACGCCAGCUACGUGAUGAAGGCCGACCACGACGUCUUCCUCAACCUGGGCUACCUGGUGCAACAGCUCCUGGUGCCCCCCAAGAAGAACUUUAUGACGGGUUACAUCUACCGCAACACGGGGCCGCUGCGCAGCAAGGCCUACAAGUGGUACGUGCCCCACGAGGUCUACCCCAACGCCACCUACCCGCCCUACUGCGGCGGACCCGGCUACGUCCUCUCCGGGGACUUGGCCAGCAAAAUCUACGGCAUCGCCCAAACCUUGCCUGUCAUCAACAUGGAGGAUUCCUUCAUGGGCAUCUGCCUGCACGCGCUGGGCAUCGCCGUCACCAGCAGCCCUUGGGGCGUCUUCAACAUGUUCUGGAUCAAGUACGAGAAGUGCCGGUUCUCCCGGCUGGUGAUGGUCCAUCACUACCAGCCCGAGGAUCUGCUGAAGGUCUGGCCCCACUUCCAGGAGGCGAAGGUGAGCUGCCACCACUAG
Molecule: messenger RNA, 966 nt
Organism: Aptenodytes forsteri (emperor penguin)
Lineage: Eukaryota; Metazoa; Chordata; Aves; Sphenisciformes; Spheniscidae
Product: beta-1,3-galactosyltransferase 2-like
Exons: 2
Cellular component (GO): membrane
Molecular function (GO): N-acetyl-beta-D-glucosaminide beta-(1,3)-galactosyltransferase activity
Source: RefSeq, a predicted model, not a curated record